This is a messenger RNA of Drosophila bipectinata, 887 nucleotides long. RefSeq names its product kxDL motif-containing protein CG10681. Gene Ontology annotation, biological process: lysosome localization. NCBI's taxonomy places the organism in Eukaryota, Metazoa, Arthropoda, Insecta, Diptera, Drosophilidae. The record is from RefSeq and is a predicted model, not a curated record. Gene Ontology annotation, cellular component: BORC complex.
CAAAAACAGGUGUUACAACAAAAAAUUUUCCUCUCUAAGCUAAACAAAAGUUUAUUAUUAAAUAUGGAAGUAACUUAUUGUAAAAACAAGUAUAGUUAAUAUGGAUUGAUUAACUGUCCACCACGUAAAACGUUGGAUCUCACCCAAAAACGAAUUGAUAUAAUUCCAAAGAUAAGUCGAGUGAAAAAAGGCAAUAAUGAGUCACAUAGGCCUAAACGAUGCACAACAGUCUCAGGAUGCCACUCCAGACUUGGAAUCUUUUACGGGUUUCGGUAACUCCGCCGCCGAGGCUUUCAUACAGAGUCUAGCUGGAAUGGUGAAUCAGGGUGAUGUGGAAAACAUGAUAAGGGCACAAAAGCAAAUGCUUCAGCGUUUUGAGAAAACCAAUGAAAUGCUGCUUAACUGCAACGCCCUCUCCCAGAGUCGACUGAAAAACGCUACCGAGGAUUUCAAGCGACAUGUUAAGUGUCUUAAUGAGAUGAAAAAGGAUCUAGACUACAUAUUCCGCAAGAUUCGAGUCAUCAAGCAGAAGUUGCAGCAGCAAUAUCCCACUAUUUACGCUGAAGUUCAACCACAAAGAAGCAGCUUGGCCGAGGAGGCGGAAGAAGAGGCUUGCGCUCGGAAACCAGCCGAGAAUCCAAAACCCACUGCUGCUUCAGGGACAAAGAAGAAUGCAGCCACUAUUGAAUACGUGCAAAUGGAGGAGGCUGUGGAUAAUGGAACUGUGGAGAUCGAAAAUGAACUCAUAAAGCGAGUGUGCUCCGUGGAAACGGCCAAUCCCAAUGACUCCUCCGACUGUACAUCCGAGGAUACAGGUUAAUCAAUACAUACGUCUUUAAAUAGUUUUACUUUUAGCAUAAACAAUAAAUUAUUGGCUUAAAAUAUAA